AAUGAACCGUGAAUGCCAGGGUUAACAUAUCGACGCUGUCGGUGUUUAGGAAGCGGAAAACCUGUGUGCUUUCGUUGUGUACAACGCUGAAUAUCUUAUUUGUGUAAUUUUAACCUACAAAAUCCAAAAUGGCAAUGGGAAGUUGUUACACGUGUAUUCGCUAUUUGAUGUUUGCAUUCAACUUCCUCUUUUGGUUGUUGGGCUGUGCUAUCCUGGGUAUUGGCAUCUGGAUUCGGGUGGAUGAGAACUUCAGCAAAUAUGUCAACAAUAGCGACCAGUUUGGAAUGCUCUACACAGGAGCGUACAUCUUCAUCGCGGUCGGGGUGGUCAUCAUGGUGGUGGGAUUCCUGGGUUGCUGUGGUGCCAUCAGAGAGAACCAGUGUAUGCUGGGAGUGUUUUUCGCAUUGCUGUUCAUCAUAUUUGUGGUACUUCUUGGAGCUGGAAUAUGGGCAGUUGUAGCAAAAGAACAGGUGAAAGAUGUAGUGAACAAGGCACUAGAGGACGGUGUGAAGCACUAUUUCUCAGAGAAAUCAGCCCAGCGUGAAUUUAUGGACAUGGUUCAGAAUGACUUCGAAUGCUGCGGUGCAACAAUGGGUGCUUUUGACUAUGGCACCAGGGUGACAGAGGUCGAGGCCUGUAGCAAGUUCAUUAAGCCGUGUAACACAAAGCUGUUUGACUUUGUGAAGGAUAAUCUGGUGAUCAUCGCUGGAGUCUCUAUCGGGAUUGCUGUCAUCUUGAUCCUGGGCAUGAUCUUCUCUAUGGUCCUGUGCUGUGCCUUGAGAGACCAGGAGGUGUAAACUCCGCUGUUUUACAAUUGCUGAAUGUGAAACCGGGAAGAGGGUGGAGCCUCGUGUUCAUUUCUGUAUGCCUGGCAAGAAAUGCUAAAGGGAAACGAUCAAGAGUGCUGUCCCUUGACUUACCUUUUAUCUGUGUAAAAACUUUCAUUUUUUAUUAUCUCCAAGAAGAAUAGGCUAUAAUGUUAAAUAAUAUUCAAAGAAGAAGCAUUGAAAAUAACAGAAAGUAUAAUUCUAAACAAGAAACAAGCAGCAAAAGCAAACAAUUGUUUGUAUAUAUUAUGCUUUUAAAUGUACAGUAAUCAUAUUUUUUUAUCUAUUAUUUUAACUUAAAUCUGAACAAAUGAUUUUGUAUUAUCGAGGCUGAUAUGUUAUAAAGCUUGUUGGGAAACAUCAAGAAUAGCAACUUAAAAAAAGAUAUCAACAACAUGUAGAAGUUACUUGCAUUAUUAUACAAUGACCGGAAAAUACCUGGUUUUUACAUAAUUUAAAUGUUUGCUUUUGGUUUUUUCAUCAUAAAUGGCUCAAAGAAGAGUUUUUUUUUAAGAAUGCUAAGAAAUUGUGUCAGUGGUUUCCAUAGAAGCUUUGCUGGUGUGGAAUGAAAUAUUUCUGGAAAGUUUCCAUGCUGUAAUGUAUCGAAAGCAGCUAUAUUGAAGACCGUAUCUUUACUCUUUCCCUCAUUUCCCCUCUGUAUUGUGCCUGGAACCAUUUUUUAACCUUAAAAUAGACUUUUCCUCAUCUGCUAUAUAUGCAUAAUCUCAAAUAUUGUAUGCUUUAGUGUAUAUGUUUAUUUUUGUAAAGAUAAUUAAUUUUGUAUUUAAGUGUGUAAUAACAUACAAAGCCUAAUAAAGAAAAAAAGUGUUUCUGAUAAAACCAGCCAUUAAACCCGUAAUUAUUGAUAUACUUAAUUUUUUAUGCUAGACUGAAGUACUAGAAUGGGAACCACUGUGUUUUGUAGAAUGUUAUGCAUUUACUUUGGAAUUUUUUCUGAUUAAAAGUAAAGAAAAUUGUGUUGUUGUUUGUCAUCUAUACAAUGUGAAAUUGAAUAAACAAGUAACUCAAAAUCAUUUAAAUUUUGGCAUUCAAAUUAUUUUGGAAUUUGAUUAUGUAAAACUCAAAUCAAAUUCAAUACGGGUAUGACUUUAUAUGUUAUCUUGUGUUAUCAGAUACCUUCAUCACCAUUGACAACGGUCGGUUUAAGAACAAAUUUUAUUUGAGCAAGGUUGUAAUUAAAAAAUUGUAGGAAAUGUCAAUUAAAAUCUUUAUUUUGAGAAUGAGAUCUUUAUGUAAUCUAGCUUCCUUUAUAAUGUAUUGUUUGAUAUUUUAAAUCAUGAAUACCUGUACUCUAUCCAUGGGUUCAUUGGUAAAACAAUGUGCAGGUUUGACUUUAACCAUUACAUCUAUGUAACGAUUUGUUGACUGUCAUGUUUUAGUUAUAAUAAUGGACCAUUUUGCAAAAACUUCACAAAACCUGUCUAUUAAUAGUAGCUGUAAACACGUACAUAAAUUUGUUUUUUUUGUUUGUAUGUUUUAUAGAGGUAUAUCUUUAUUGUUUACAUGGUAUUUGUAGUCUUUUUGUAAAUUGUUAUUAUGUACAUUAAUCAGACAUAGGCCAAUAUCUUGUCAAGAAAUUAAAUGCAAUAGGCCGGUAUACAGAAACUAAAUCAGAGUUUGAAAAGGCUAUGAAAAUCUGUUUUUAAUCACCAUUUAUUUAGUAACUUGUUAUAUCUCUUUCUAUCACUUCUACAGCUUUAUGCUUAAUUCAGUUUCAUUUUUAAUUAUGCUAGGUGUUGAUGAAACAUCAUUAAAGAACCAAUAUUAGGAACAAAACAACAUACAUGUCAAUCAGUGAUAACAAAAUUUAAUACGAGGCAAACAUUGACUGUUAACCUUUAAGGAUUUUGAACGUCUGUGAAGCUCAGGUACCUCCAGAAAGUGUAUGAAUGUGUAUACUGUGUUUAUUCACACCUCGCUUAGUUAUCAAUGAGCAGUAAUUGUAUGCAAUUUUUUAUGUUACUUUGAAGCCAUUAUUUGAAAUACUGCAAAAAUUAAUCUUCAUGUAUUUUUUAGUUUAAAAGUUGACCUUUUUUUCACCACUUUUACAUAAUUUAAUACUACCAUCAUCUUACAUGUUUGUUGUUUGUAGUGUUUUUUUCAAAUAUCCAAAUUUCAAAUAGUUAGAUUUUUUUCUUUCUAAUUCACAUUUGUGUUUGCUUUAUGCAUUUUUUCAAAUGCAGUAUAUUUACCUAACAAUAACAGCCUUUCUGUCCAAUUGUAAGAACUUACAUGAUUUGAAUACUUUAAAUGCACUUAGUUUCUAUUUUUGCCAGAGAUUUGAAUGUUAAAAAAGUUGUUAAAAACUAGAACCUGAGCAAGAAUGAAAGAUUUUGUGACAUUUAAAAUAUUAGCAAUGAAUGGAAGGUAACUGAUCUUUAAAGAACAUUUUUGUGUGCAUCUUUUUAUUUUCUGCCAUUAAAUCAGUUAUAUAUAAAGCAUUCAACAUUUUCAGUGCCUUGUGUUGAUUAUUGCUGCAUUAUUUGGCCUACAUACACUUGACAUGUAACUACAAACUUGUAAGCUUGUAAAUUAAUGGCAUAAGCAUAAGGUCAUUAACAUGGUUGAGAAUAACAGAGAAUUAUCUUGAAAGUGUAAGAUAAUCACGAACAUGGUAAGAUAAAUCAACUAAUCGCAUUACAGAUCUGUGUAUAUAUAGACCAUUCACUGUAUUAAGGGGUUUAAUGCAUGUGCGGAAAGUGUUGUCCCAGAUUAGCCUGUGCGGACUCUGUCCGCUUUAAUUGUAUUUUUCGUUGAAGGGAAAACUCUUAAUAACGAAAAUUAAGUUAAGGCUGAAAGUGUCCUCCCUGAUGAGUCCUUGCUGACCGCACUGGCUAAUCAGGGAUGAUACUUUGCGCACAUGCAUUAAACCCCCUUUUCACAGAGUGAGGCCAAUAUUAAUUUUGUUGGAAAGUUUAGAUUAAUUAAUAUUUGAAUAAAGGCAAAUCUGUGCAUUAUUGAAGUGUGGUAACUUCUAUUGAUUCUGUAUUAACGAGUAGUACUUGUGUUUUAUAUAGAGGCUCAAUAGGUAUGUUCGUACAAAUACAACUUCAGUUGGUCUAUUGUACUCCUGCAAUAUAUUCUUCCUCAAUGAUUGCUGCAAUAAAACUCGCAUUGUUGUAUUAGUGAAAUAAUUCGUCCAGUUUGAUGGUCUUAGCUUAAUAGACAAUAUGUUGUAUGAUGAUCCAUGUAUUCACGUGUAUUUUUUUACUGUAAUUUUAUGAGUGUUUAAAUAGAAGUAAAUAAAAACAGAAGUUAG
Dreissena polymorpha is the source of this 4107-nucleotide messenger RNA. Its product is annotated as CD9 antigen-like. The coding region runs from base 129 to 797 and encodes 222 amino acids. NCBI's taxonomy places the organism in Eukaryota, Metazoa, Mollusca, Bivalvia, Myida, Dreissenidae. Gene Ontology annotation, cellular component: membrane. The record is from RefSeq and is a predicted model, not a curated record. The transcript is spliced from 9 exons.